UGCUAUUGGUCUGAAAAUCACAUGACAUGGAGCUCCAAGAAUCCAUAAUUAUGUUGCUGAUAUUUUUGGCCCCCAAAAUAUGUCAGCUUCCAACUGUCCUUAUUCUCCUCCAGAAAACCUUUACUACAGGAACAGAAACGGGGGGAAAAAAACAACAACAAUACAAAUAAUGUCAUGCCAGGAUAACAUGGCUGCGGGUCAUUUCCUUAUGGAUUCUUUGAUGGGAGGAUCAUCUUCCUAUAGAGGCGAAGGCUACUCCAACAGCAACCAUGGAAUGUACAUCCACCCAGCUGCAUCUGAGUAUGGAUGCUCAAUGAUGAGACAUUUUGGAGUAGUUGGAUCGAAAAAAGACGAGGUUCCUCUGAGCAGCCACCCUCUCGGCUCCUACCAAGAUGCGCCUUACCUGUCAUCCCAACUGGGCACAUGGACCUCGGCUUCCAAAACUAACAGGGACGAGCAACCUGUUGCCCAGUCCAGUUUACAACCGUGUUCGUUUCCAACCGACAACGUCAAAGAGGAGGCGUUCUGUUGUCUGUAUCAGGGUGACAGUAGCAGCAGGGCUAAUAAGGACGCUACAGAGUCGGCUACUUACAUCCGGCUUGGGAACAAUAGUAGCAGCCAGACCGACCAAACCGCUGUCUCGGCGACGUCCGAAUGUUAUGGAGGAGAGAAACAGGUAUACCCCAGAGGGAGCAGGGGACAGCGAAAAGAGCAGGUCGGGACAGGCUUUGCUUCUUUGGACCAGGUGACGACAUCUGUUGAAUCACCCAGAGAAUCAACGGUUAAAAUGAGCAAAUCUACCCAGGAGACAGUCAGCGAGGAAAUGAGCAACGAAAAGGCAAAACAGGGAAAGAGCAUGAAAGAGGAAAGCGCAAAGACUGACAGUUGUUCUGAUAACUCCGACAGCGAAUUGAAAGAUGAUUUUACACUGGAAAAUGCUCCAGGAAACUGGUUAAAAGCCACAAGUGGACGGAAGAAGAGAUGCCCGUACACAAAGCACCAGACGCUCGAGCUGGAAAAGGAAUUUUUGUAUAACAUGUACCUGUCUCGCGAGCGCCGCCUGGAGAUCAGUAAGAGUAUCGAUCUGACCGAUAGACAAGUCAAGAUCUGGUUCCAGAACCGAAGGAUGAAACUCAAGAAACUCAAUAAGGAAUGUCGUGGACGGGAUCAUAUGGCAGUCCACAACUUCACUUAAAAUUAUUUGAUAUAAAACCAUUCCAUAUACACCCAAACACACACACACACACACACACACACACACACACACACACAUACACAUACACAUACACAUACAAAGUGUGCCUUCAUACAAGGACAAUAUUUCAACGAUGCCCAAGAGUACAUUACUUUAUCAAGGAGGGACUUGGUUUCGGGUCAGCAGUUGAGUUUGCCUUUCAACACAUGAACAUUGAAUAGAGGUGCCGGUUGCCCUGCCAACAUAGAACUGCUAGAACUUCCGGAACGAAAACAGACAUUGUUUGUUUUGGAAUGUUUCCUCAUUCCGUUGCUUCAUCUUGUUGUCUUUAGUUUAGUUGCUUCUGCUAUGUAGGCCAUGAUAGGCUAUUCGCACUGUUUGCAUGCACAUUGUUGCUUGCGUCAUAUAAGACCCGUUUGACGAUUCCUAAAGGAAAUCCGUGUCCAAUAGAAUAAAGGAGGGGAUUUGAAAUGAAAUAUAUAACAUAUAGCUUGUCCUUCCCCUUAUUAUCAUGUUAGCACUCUGAGAAAGGAAAAGACAGAGGGGAAGAGAGAGAGAGAGAGGCUGCAGAUGAGAGUGGGAAGAUCAUGGCCGUUUUAAUAGGAGAGAUUGGUUUAAAUAGUAUCCAGGUGACCACAGUAAGUCAAGGUCAUAAAAGUAUUAUGUCAGGAUCGUCUCGUGGUAGAAGCAUGAGCUCGGGGUGGAUUUUAUGAUCUGCAAAUAUAAUGUGCUAGCUGGCUGCUGCAGUAAAGAUGCAUCGUUUAAACGUGUGUGGAGGAGAGGGCUAGACUAGUCUACAGAGUGGAGAGUGUCUGCUUUGUACUGGAGUCACCAACGCGCUCGACGGGCUCCCUCUGCUAUGUAGCCUGCCGCCUACUUAUUUGACGAUACAGGGCUGUUUGUUAUCUCGUCAAGAAACGAAAAGGAUGGAUGAUGAACAACAACAACAGAAACAUCAAAGACAGCUUGAAUAAAUAAGGACCACCACGACAGAGUGUCUCCGGGGAAAUUCAAGGUAGGACACAAAUAGAUAACCCAGUGGCAAAUUGGAUUCACGCGCGUUCUACAAGGAAGAAGAGGUGCCCUUAUUCAAAAUACCAGACUCUCGAACUUGAAA
Molecule: messenger RNA, 2312 nt
Organism: Oncorhynchus nerka (sockeye salmon)
Lineage: Eukaryota; Metazoa; Chordata; Actinopteri; Salmoniformes; Salmonidae
Product: homeobox protein Hox-C10a-like
Exons: 3
Coding region: 80-1195 (371 amino acids)
Biological process (GO): regulation of transcription by RNA polymerase II
Cellular component (GO): nucleus
Molecular function (GO): RNA polymerase II cis-regulatory region sequence-specific DNA binding; DNA-binding transcription factor activity, RNA polymerase II-specific
Source: RefSeq, a predicted model, not a curated record